AGUUUCCCCGUUUGUAGUCUACUCAGCUGGCUGGCUUUUUUGUCUGUAAUAGUUCAUCUAUAACAAUUACUUUUACUUCAUAUAAAGCUUAGGUACUUGAUAUUAGCGUUAUGUAACAUCCAGUGAAUCACAGCAGUGUUAAAAAGAGGAAAUAAUAAAUACACUAUCAGAGGGUCUUUAAACCUAACUAGCCUAUGUGAUGGUGAUGCAUACCAGACUACAGGAUAUAUCUAUAUCACAUAUAAAACUAUAAGCCCACAUAAGGAGAAAAGUACCUGCUGUGGAACAACACUGGCUAUUUUUUUUUUUUUUUUUAAAUGCUGACUUCAGAUGUAUUCAUUAGUAAUACAAAUGAGCCUGAACCAGCAUCAGCCUUCACGCCAAGGUUUUACUAGUUUUACGUAAAACAAUAAUGUCCAGAAGAGGGCGACAACAUGACACUAAUUUUAAGGCAAAACCUCCUCACUCCUUUCCAAACGAUUGAAAGAAGUCUAAUAUGAAUAUAAAAUAAUUAACGGCAAAUUCAAUCAAAUGAAACACUUAACUUUUAAAGACUUCAUGCUGCCAAAAAGGUAUAGUUUUAGGUAAACCAAAAGGAAACUUUGCUAAAAUAGCAAUGAAUAAAAAUAAACUUUCUAUCAAAAAGUAUUUUUAUUAAAGACGCGGAAUACGUUCCCCACGCAACAGGACGCAGACACCGGCCACAUGAAUGCGCACGUUAGGCCCGCCAUCUGCGUGCGCGUCACUGAAACGUAGAGGGUGCGAGUCUAAAACAAACUUAGUGGAGCUGAUCAGCUCAUUUGAGCACGUUUGGCUUCAGUGCAGACGCGCGCGCCUCUGCGCUCACUACUUCUUUGGAGAAAACGGCAGGAUAGGAAAGUGCUUUUACCAGUCUUCGAUAAAACGUAUAUGUGACAGUUAAUUAUAUCACACCCACAUGGAUAUCAAAAGCACUCGCCGAGUAGAUUACAACGACAGUAAACAGCAGGAGCGGAUGAAAUACAGAUAAAUCAUGGAAUUUCUGGAAGUGAUAUUUUAAAACCAAGACCCGCGCUGGAUGACUUUAAAUUUUGGAUUCCGGAUUUAACUCCAGUCACAUUUAAAUCUUAUGAGCUGAUGGAGUAUUUUCAUAAAGCAAUUCAAGUUCAUUCACCUCUCGCUUAACCCAAAAACGGGCAGUUUAUCGGGCGCGCACUGUUUGAGAGGAACUGAAUUAAAGCGCAUCUCGCCGGUAUGGUGCGCCUGCUGAAUUGCCUGGUCUUGGGCUAUUUGACAUGGAAUCUGCGGAUAUCUGAUGCCCGGGGAGAGUACUGUCACGGCUGGCUAGACAGCAGCGGGAAUUACCACGAGGGCUUUCAGUGUCCGGAGGACUUUGAUACGGCGGACGCGACGGUGUGCUGCGGGAGCUGCUCGCUGCGCUACUGCUGCGCUGCCGCCGACGCGCGCCUCGACCAGGGGACCUGCACCAACGACAGGGAGGUGGAGAACAACACCCAGUAUGCUGCACAGCCCAUCUAUGUGCCCUUCCUGAUGGUGGGCUCCAUCUUCGUGGCAUUCGUGGUGGUGGGUUCUCUGGUGGCGGUGUACUGCUGCACCUGCCUGCGACCCAAGCAGCCCACGCAGCAGCCCAUCCGCUUCUCACUGCGCAGCCAGGGCGAAACCAUCCCCAUGAUCCUCACCACGGCCCCUCCCAGCCUGCGCACGCCGUCCCGUCAGUCCAGCACGGCCACCACCAGCUCCAGCUCCGCGGGAGGAGGCAGCUCCGUCCGCCGCUUCUCCCUGGGCCGGGGGGACGGGCUGGGACAGUGUUCUCAGCAGCUCCUGAUGGUCUCGUCUUCCACGGCCUCCACUCCGGCGUCCGUGGCCCCGGCGCAGCCUCUACUGCCUCCGCCUCCUCCGCCGCCCUACACCUCCCAGCAGGGCAGUAACUCUCUCCAGCACGCGCACGCUCACAGCCAGUUACAGCUGCACCAUCAGACCCUGCAAAGCUCCGGCUUCCUCCUGCCACAGCAGUACUUCUUUCCCCUGCCGCAGGAACCGUUCUCCACGAACAAGGGCUUCGCUGACUUCAGCCAGAGCUGACCUGGGGUUGCCUGCUCAAAAGGAAACGGACACCAAAGAAUCUGUCAUUCACAAUGUCGUUGCUGUAGACUCGUAUUACAGAGGCUCCCGGAAACAGGCGCUAAAUUGUCUUUCAGCAAGCUCGAUCGGCACUUGUGACACCGCAGCUGGAAUUUAAGAACCACGUGGGCCGCUAAAGAUGGCGAGACGGUCAACUAUCAACCUGACAGACACUCGAGUGCCGGAUACAACAUUUAAGCCUAAAUCUACUAAACUGAUUGCAUCUCAUAUGCACUUUCAAUCUGCUUAUUUGAUGAAAGAGCAGCUGGUCAACGACACUCCACCGAACAUUUAACCUCUACAUUUCAGAUAAUUUGUUAUAUAGAUGGACUGAAUAUUACAUGACAAUCUCAAUCCCAUUUUAGGGGUCCUGCACACAAAUGGUGCCAUGCAUGAAUGAGGGUUUUAUAGAAAUUAUGUUAUUUUUUCCAGUGGGUCAGAGAUGGAAAGUUUAGUUGCCAGAUUGAGGCAAAAAUUGUUAAUGUUGAAAACAGGCAUUCAUCACGCAUUAUUCUUGCUCAUAGAGUAUCGGUCACAUAAGGAACAGGUUAACAUCAUACGAAAUGUACAGCUACCUUUGGGAAAACCUGUUUUUAAUGUUUGGAGAGGAUUCAUUGUUCAAUUUUGUAUAAUUUGUAGCAAUCUGAAAGCCAUUAUUGGCUUAGUUUCAGAUUACAUUGGCAACACAGUCCGUUGUAUUUGAUAUGAGACGUUUUGUAAAAGAUCAGGUGUAUCUAAAAUGUACAGAGCAGCUGGAAGCACGUCAUGUGACGAGACAGCCUUCAAAUAAGUAUUACAGUCUCUAACCAACAGUGUUUUUGAGCUAAAUUAAACCAUUUUAUCUUCCACUUA
Molecule: messenger RNA, 2973 nt
Organism: Puntigrus tetrazona (Sumatra barb)
Lineage: Eukaryota; Metazoa; Chordata; Actinopteri; Cypriniformes; Cyprinidae
Gene: shisa3
Product: shisa family member 3
Exons: 2
Coding region: 1234-2082 (282 amino acids)
Source: RefSeq, a predicted model, not a curated record